This is a messenger RNA of Hippocampus zosterae (dwarf seahorse), 2681 nucleotides long. RefSeq names its product transmembrane protein 116 (gene tmem116). The coding region runs from base 974 to 2008 and encodes 344 amino acids. Gene Ontology annotation, cellular component: plasma membrane. The transcript is spliced from 11 exons. The record is from RefSeq and is a predicted model, not a curated record. NCBI's taxonomy places the organism in Eukaryota, Metazoa, Chordata, Actinopteri, Syngnathiformes, Syngnathidae. Gene Ontology annotation, biological process: adenylate cyclase-activating G protein-coupled receptor signaling pathway. Gene Ontology annotation, molecular function: G protein-coupled receptor activity.
AGCCUGAAAUGAAAGCUCACAAUAAUUAGAAACAAUUACCCGUCUUUAAAAAACUGUCCUGGCCUGAAGCAAUACUUGGAAAUCCUAACCCCUGAUUCAAACUUUAACUUCAAUCCCAAUCCAUUUUUUUCCCGUAAUGCAGGCUGUCAAACAGUGGCGUUUCUGGAUCAAUUUCACUAAGGGGGCCGGGCUGGGGCCAGGGGUUUUGAUGGGGGGGGCACAUUCAACCCAGGGCUAAAAAGACAGAUUCAACAUCUUACAUGACUUUUUAUUUCUUCUAACUUUGAAAUUGUAGUCAUAAUAUUACAGUGAUGAGAAAAAAACAGUAGGAGGGCUAAAAUGUCUGCAAGCGUAACAAUACGCCAUGUCCAUCUGUUGAGAAUAUUCAAGCCAGGGGAUGAUAUGGUACCUACCAGCCUGCCGGGUACAAAAAUUGCAAAUACACUGAAGCUAGAUGUUUUACAUGCAUAUAAUUAUCCAAAUUUUAAAAGGCAAUGUCUUAUAUAGUGAUCCAGUUAAAUAAAAAUAAAAAGGGAGACUAAAAAAGUUACACACACACGCGCGCGCGCGCACGUCGUGGUAAGUUCCUUCUCUGCGGACUGCUUCUCAUUUCCCGCUCAUUUUUAAGUGGUGCAGCGCACUAAAGGGUCCGACGAGAAUGUUAAAUCACGCACUUUGGUUCCACUUUUCGCAUCGGCGACCACGUAAUCUACGUUCGGAGGGGGGUGGCACAGGGGGGGCCAGAAUCAGUGCUACAGGGGCACUGGCCCCCGUUGGCCCUCCCCCAGAACCGCCACUGCUGUCAAACCUUAAUUACGACCCUUCCAUUGAUUUGUGGAGCACAUGAAGUCCACCAGGGGGCACUGCGCGCAGGCAGGACGCUUGGCCGCCUAUUGUGGGCGUGGCCACGGCCUGUCAAUGUCAUAAAUAGGCAACGCGCACACCACACGCAUACCCACGAACUGACAGACCGAUGGGCAGCAUGCACAACCCGACCAGAACGCACGAAUGGACGCAGGUUCUGAGCGCGUUGCCGUGGAUCCACGUCGUCAUCGCUCUCAUCAGCGCUCUCUGCUCCGCUUCCGUCAUCACCUGUGUGACGUCACGGCGCUUGGGCGGAGCCACGUCCGAGUUGCGAGCGCUUUUUCAGCUGGCGGUGUCCGACCUGCUGCUCGCCCUUUGUGGCCUGCUAGGGGGCGCUCUACUCGUGUGGCACGCUGGCGCCCUCGCCUGGUACCGACUACAUGCCGCGCGACAGGUUGUGUGUAUGGCGUCUUUCUUCUACACACUCAACUACAUGUGGAACGUCUAUGCUCGUCUACGUCUCAACUUCUGGUGUGUCCCUCACCAGCUUCCUGCUCAGAUUUCCAAGCGAGCCAUCCCGACCACCAACAUGACAGCGUUGCUCUCUGGCGUGAUUCCGCCUCUCCUGAUGGCGCCCGUUUUCAUCCAACCACGCGUGGGCAGCUGUGCGGGCAACUGCAGCGACGCCUACAGAUGUCUGCUCAUGCCCGUCGGCGUGCUUCCUGUCACCGCGGAGCAACCAAUCAGAACCUGCCGCCUGCUGCUCGGUUACUGCGGCGCCGUCUUCCUCGCCGCCUUCGCCCUCACACUCGUCGGGAUGAUGGUGCUCAUGGGAAAAUCUCGUCAGGUUUACCGGCGCGUGGUGACGUCGCGCGGUUACCUUGGCAACCAGCAGCGGGUGUCCUUCCGGGCGUUGGAUUUGCGGAUGCUGGCGUACUUCCUCUCAUUUGCCCUCUGCUGGGGACCAACGGCAUCUUUGGUGGCCUUGCGUGCGACAAGGUCAUCGUCGGACGUUGAGGGCGUGUCCACCGCGGUCUUGUACGUCACGCAGGCCAUCACAUCGGCGUCGCCGGGCAUCCUCCAUUUUGCUGCGCUGGCGUGUGGGCGUGGCCCACCCGGACGAACUUUGGCAUGGCGCGACGCUAACACGCAGACGCCGCUGCUGCGAGCGCAGAAGAGACCAACGAGGACCUACACAAGUUGAGGAUCUCGGGCCUGCUCAGCCGCCCACCGCCGUCACGUCGACACCUGCAGCCACUUUUGCUUCGAUGGGCGGGGAAACUCCAACAGCGGCGCGGAGAGCCGAAAGAGGAAAGAGGGCGGGGACUCCCCCCGUGAGGAAGUGAGAUAAGUGAAGUUUCGCGUUGGGCUGUUGAUUGGCGUCGACGCUCGAUGGGACUUUUCUUGCCUUUUGGAACUUCUCAGUCCUCGAGAAAUAUUUCGAGCGGUGGGUGGUUUGCAAAUUUUCCCACUCAGUAACACCGAAAAAAUACGAAGCCCUCUCAGUCGACCACAUAGGCAAUAGUGAAAUCGUCAAUGAGAAAAUGAGAACUUUCAUUACUCAACUUGUAAUAUUAAGAAGAAAGUUCAGGAGCGAAAAUUUCAAUUUAUCCACAGGUCAGUUCCAAAUAUUACAAGGUCGAAACAAAAUGACCUGAGUCAAGUUGUGAUGUUGUGGGAAAAUAAGACAAAAAAAAACUUUAUGAGAAGAGGGUCAAAAUAAUAUGGGUUCUCCGUUUUCCUCCCACAAUCCAAAUGUGUUUUUUUUGUAAUACAAAGAAUGUAGCUGUCUUUGUUUUCGAGUAAACAACAUUUUGAAGGCUGUUUUUUUGAAGAUUGUUUUUGUGGUUAAGUGAGUUGAGUGCGCAGCACAAGUU